CUUCUGCCGAUGGGUCCUCUCUUUUCAUCUUCUCCAUUUGCCGCAAAAACCUCCCUUUCUCUCUUUUCACUACCCACAAUCCUCAUUUCCCAGUUCGCUACUUCUUGGGGGGUUUUGUAGAGGUUUUCUCCUACUCAUUUCAUUCGACUAUCCGAUUUCUUUACAAAAGAAAGAUAGCAAGAAUAGACAGAGGGACUGAAAGAAGGAGAUGGGUUCUCUACAAGAUGUGUCAAGGAAAGGAAAUAGAGGAAAAGACGAGGGAGAAGAGGUAGAGAGAGAGCCAAUAUUGAAGCAGCAAAACCAGAGGUUUUGCAUGUUUCCCAUUAAGUAUCGGCCCCUUUGGUAGAUGUACAAGAAGGCUGAAGCCAGUUUCUGGACCGUAUGCUCGUAGUGGCAACUUCAGGGAUUGGAUAUGUGCUGGGGAGUGGAAAUGCCAUUGAUUUUGCGGUUGGACUUGUGUUGGAACAAUGAUGGUUGCUAACUCCUUGAAUCAGGUAGGAUGUUUUACUCUUUACUGACUUGUUAUUUGCUAUCUUGGAACCUUUGGUUGUCAUGCUCCAGAGUAAGUUCUCAGCUGCUUUCUCAACUUCUUGCUUGACCUCUGCUUAAGUAUAAUCAUAUAAAUAUAAUGCCUGUUUUCCU
Messenger RNA from Rubroshorea leprosula, 642 nucleotides. The record is from the annotation of a GenBank genome assembly. NCBI's taxonomy places the organism in Eukaryota, Viridiplantae, Streptophyta, Magnoliopsida, Malvales, Dipterocarpaceae.